Molecule: messenger RNA, 1791 nt
Organism: Fusarium sp. VM40
Lineage: Eukaryota; Fungi; Ascomycota; Sordariomycetes; Hypocreales; Nectriaceae
Source: the annotation of a GenBank genome assembly
AUGGUAUCUGAAAACGUUAGCAGGGACCUGAGCGUUCCUCAAAAUGCACAAAGAGCGUGGUGGAAGGAAGCUUCAGUCUAUCAAAUCUACCCUGCAUCUUUUUGCGACUCGAAUGGCGACGGCAUUGGAGAUAUUCCUGGUAUAAUUACCAAGCUAGAUUAUCUGAAAGCCCUCGGCACAGAUGUAUUGUGGCUCUGCCCUGUAUAUAAAUCGCCUCAAGUGGAUAUGGGUUAUGAUAUUUCGGAUUACCGUACCAUCCAUCCACCAUACGGGACCCUCGAAGAUGUUGAAAGCCUCAUAGCCGGCUUGCAUCAGCGAGGAAUGAAACUAGUCAUGGACUUGGUAGUAAACCACACUUCUGACCAGCACGCGUGGUUUCAGAAGUCAAGAUCUUCUCUUGACAACACUAAAAGAGACUGGUAUAUAUGGAGGAAGCCGAUCUUCGACGAACGAGGGAUCAGACACCCCCCUAAUAACUGGGCGUCCAUUUUUGGAGGCAGUGCGUGGGCCUAUGAUGAUGCGACUGAAGAAUACUACCUGCGUUUGUUUUGCAAGGAACAACCGGAUCUCAAUUGGGAGAACCCGGCAGUGGUCCGAGAGGUUCAUGACAUCAUGAAAUUCUGGUUGACCAAGGGCGUGGAUGGAUUCAGAAUGGAUGUAAUCAACCUCAUCAGCAAGACACCGGGGCUUCCAGAUGCCGUUGUCACCGUUCCGGAUCAGGAGUUCCAGCCUGCCCAUCUCUACUACGCCAACGGUCCUCGCCUUCAUGAAUUCCUACGAGGGUUUCGGGAAAUCUUGGACCACUACGACGCCUUCGCAGUCGGAGAGAUGCCCUGGGCUAAAAAUGAAGGCGAUGUGAUCAAAUCGGUCGCUUCUGAAAGAAUGGAAUUGAACAUGAUCUUUCAAUUUGACAUCGUCGAUAUGGACAACGGUCCCGAAGGGAAGUUCUCUCACAAACAGUGGUCACUUCAUACAUUGAAAGGCAUCGUGGAAAAAUGGCAGACAUGCAUGUAUGAGCAUAAUGGGUGGAAUGCCUUAUUCUUGGAGAACCAUGAUCAGAGUCGUUCCGUCUCCCGAUUCACUCCACACGGUUCGUCAAACCGGAAGCUCGCCGCAAAGAUGCUUGCCACCUUUAUUGGCUUUCAGUCGGGCACUUUGUUUGUCUACCAAGGACAAGAGCUAGGAAUGUCCAAUCUGCCGCGGGAUUGGCCAAUUGAAGAGUACAAGGAUGUGGAAACCCAAAAUUUCUAUCAACUUGCCCGAGAAAAACUUGCGGGCGAUGAGGUCGGCCUUGAGUCGUUUCUUGACGAAGUUCGUCUCAAAGCAAGAGACCACGCUCGCUCGCCGGUCCAGUGGAACUCUAAAGAAUACGGUGGCUUCAGCACCAUGGUUCCCUGGAUGCGCGUUAAUGAUGAUUACGCACAGUGCAACGCAGAGCAGCAAUUUGCAGAUCCUUCCAGUGUCUUCUCCUACUGGCGUCAUAUUAUAGAGUUGCGACGGCAGUAUUACGGAGUCUUCAUUUAUGGCCGAUUCGAGAUGGUGGAUCGCGAGCACCCGGCCGUCUUCUGUUAUAACCGGGUUAGUAAGACUGCCUGCGCCACGAUCGUGACGAAUUUCACCGAAGAUGAACAGGAAUGGUCGCCGCCACAAGCAACAAUAGAUUUGUUAAAGAAUGGGACAACUAUUCUAGCUAACUAUGAAACACGAGAGGAGCUUCGAGGUCGUGUCUUAACUCUCAGGCCGUUUGAGUCUUUUAUUGUCCUUGAACAGGAAAAUGGUUACCGCCUCUAA